Messenger RNA from Diaporthe batatas, 927 nucleotides. RefSeq lists its product as uncharacterized. Bases 81 to 665 code for a protein of 194 amino acids. Lineage: Eukaryota; Fungi; Ascomycota; Sordariomycetes; Diaporthales; Diaporthaceae. The record is from RefSeq and is a predicted model, not a curated record. The transcript has a single exon.
UCCAAGUUGGCUGCACAUGUGGGCUUCCCCGCCUUGACAACCAACACCAACCCGGGCAUCAAGUUCCAGUAGCAGCUCAGAUGUUGCGGGCUUGUGCCGUACGGAUAACUCUUUCCAGUCCAAAAAUACAGAGAAUACCGAGUCGCCCUUUUUCAUAUUCAAGCAUGGCUCAACAAAAAAGUCAGAUCAUAUAUGCCCCUUCGGACCAACAGCCUCAAGGCUUGAAAUCCGUCUUCCUUGCAGGCACCACAAGCAAAGUCGACGCCACGGACUGGAGAGUAACACUGUCUGCCCUCCUUGUAGAGCACCCCAUCACGAUAUACAACCCGUACCGGCCGGACUGGGACAGCACGUGGCGCGAGGACAUCAACUUCGCCCCUUACCGUCAGCAGGUCGAGUGGGAGCUGGAGAAGCAGGAGCAGGCCGACACGGUGGUCGUGUACUUCCACCCGGCGACGCAGGCGCCCAUCAGCCUGCUUGAGCUCGGGCUGUGCGCUCGCCAGCCUGGCAAGGCUGUCGUCUUCUGCCCUGAGGGUUACUGGAAGCGGGGCAACGUGCAGAUAGUGUGUCAGAAUUUCGGCAUCAAGAUGGUGGACAGCAUCGAGGAACUGAGGGAUGCUAUUGUGAAGAAGCUACCUUCUGAGCCGGGUCAGGGUGUCCUCUGAGCUGGCCUGGCCACCGGGCCGCGUCAUGGAGAUCACGGAAGUAUUCUUCUCGUGUUACAGGUGGCAGCGAGAUAUUGGCACGCACGGCAGCAUACAAAGCAAGAGUGGGGCGAACAAAAACGCCGUUGUCGCGCCACUCCGAAUUUACUGCUUCCAAGGUUUCCUCAGGUGACCCCGUGAUAUUACGCAUUCCCAUACAUUUCACGCAACCUGGAAGCAGGGUAGCCCUCAAUGUUAUCAAAGGCCAUUAGUUCAGUGUGAA